AAUGGAAAACAAAAGUCCGACGCACCACCGCCACGGAAAAUGGCGAGAGACUGGCAACAACUUCCAUGGAUCACCAAUACCCCACAAGGCCGCAGAAACUACCAACCGUGACCAUCGCUCCACCAUGCUCCGGGACACGUAACUUAUUGCACUUAAAAAUGUUGUAUUGCUAACAGCUCGUACUAAUGAUGUUGUCUGAUUACAUGACUGGUUUACACUAUGCAAUUUAAAAAAAAAAAAAAGAUACCGCACAAGUGGCCACCUCGCAUAGGCCCACUGCUGGCGGAAAAUCCACACUGCUCAUUCUUCGAUUGUUAUAAUUGAUAUUGUUUAGAAUUCAAGGUUAAGACUGCAAAUCUAAUUACAUAUUCCACUUUGGAAAUACCAAUUUAGUUCCUACCAAACUUCCACUGACCCCCAAUGACGGCCCACUAGUGAGCCAUUAAAUACCCGUCUGCACACUGUUGCAUCAGGCCCUCGAGGCUAACGGGCAAGUGUACAUAGUUUAACCCCAACCCUAUCCCUGUACCUAAAAAAAAAAAAAAGUCCCCUCCCAUAGUCUCGGUAACAAACCCUAACGCCAAAAAAAAAACUCCAUUACUGGAGAAGGUACAUAAGUGUCUACCCGUAUACCACCAUAAAACCAAGCAAUAUGCCACUUAAAUUCUUCUCUCUUAACGUCAAGGGUCUCAAUACACCCAACAAACGCAGACUAGCCCUCCAAGAGGCCAAAAGACAUGGGGCACAAGUGGCCUUCUUUCAAGAAACCCAUUUUAAAUGGGGAUCUACGCCCAGAUUUAACUCCCCAUGGUUCCCUGUAGAUUACCACACUUGUUACCAUAAAAAAAAGAGGAGUUUCGAUCCUAAUUCAUAGAUCAGUUGUCUUUGAACUUAUUCGCAAAAUCAGUGAUAAAAAGGGCAGAUAUCUGAUAUUACAAUGCCGUCUCAACAACCAACCAUAUACUUUGAUGAAUGUAUAUAGCCCAAAUGAAAGUCAACCUGUAUUCAUAGAUGAUAUGUUUUGUCUCUUGUCAAGGUACAGCUUUGGGGAGGCAAUUCUUGGAGGCGACACUAACUUUCUCCUGGAUGCAAAUAUGGACUCAUCCUCCUCCAAAAGGGUAACCUCCAAAACACUAACACAACACCGCAAACAAACAUCCCAAAUAUGUCACACACUAACGACACACAACUUUAUAGACCCAUGGAGAAUAUCACACCCGGCAGACAUAGAUUAUACCUGCUAUACAGCUGCACACAACAGCUAUUCUAGAAUCGAUAGAUUCCUCAUAAAGGCCACGUCUCUAACAAGACUAAUAAACACAGAUAUUGGGGUUAUCUCCUGGUCGGACCAUGCCCCCAUCACCAUAACUCUAACUGAGCAAUUCCCGUCUACCGGCAGAUCAACCUGGAGACUCAAUGAAUCUCUGCUUAACGACCCAGUAAUAAUCUCACAGAUUACCACAGAUCUACAAAACUAUUUUACUGAAAACACAAGAUCGGGUACUACGCCAGAAUACUUAUGGCUAGCCCAUAAGGCUGUGAUAAGGGGCAGCUUCAUUAAACACGCAAGCCAAGCAAAAAAAACACGCCAAGCCCAAUAUAUACAAUUAAUAGAAGUGAUAACAGCACUUACACAUAAAAAUAAGCAAUCUCAAACACCCUCUACACAAGCAGCCUUACUGAAAGCCCAGUCACAACUAAGAGACUAUGAACUGGCCAAAACCACUUACUUACUACAAAAAUCCAAACACAAAUACUUUACUUAUGGUAACAAAGUCGGAGCAAAACUGGCUGCACAACUCAAACAAAAAUCGGUCGCAUCCAGGAUUGCCUCCCUUAUUGACAACAAUGGUUCAAAAAUUCUAGAUCCGAAACAAAUUGUAAACGAAUUUGCCAACUAUUACCACAAACUGUAUAAUCUAAAAGAGGACGAAACAGUGCAAAUACCCUCCGUGACUACCAUUGACGCCUUUCUGGCAAACAUUACUUUACCAUCACUUACACAAGACGACAUCCACAAACUCAAACAACCGAUAUCCGCCGAAGAACUAGCUAAAGCCAUAACAGACCUACCGGUUAACAAAGCACCAGGACCAGAUGGUCUUCCGAACAGAUAUUAUAAAAUAUUCUCCCAACACAUUACACCACACCUCUUAAACGUAUACCAACACUGUAAUGACACGGGAACGCUACCCUGAGAAAUGCUGCUAGCCCACAUUUCCACACUUCCCAAGCCAGGGAAACCCCCGAAUAUCUGCAAAAACUUUAGGCCAAUAUCUCUACUAAACAGUGACGCCAAGCUAUAUGCAAAGAUAUUGAGCAACAGACUGGCCCAGAUAAUUGCACAACUGAUACACAACGAUCAAUCGGGGUUUGUGGGGGGGAGACAGGGAUCGGACAACACCCGGAAAACCCUCAACAUAUUAACCUCAAUGGGUAGGGGGUCGGUCGGGGGCCUCCUCCUAGCACUAGAUGCGGAGAAGGCCUUCGACCGACUCAACUGGACAUAUAUGCAACAAGUGCUCUCCAAAUAUGGAUUCCCAGCUGAAUUCAUCAAGGGAAUCAUGGCACUCUACGCAUCACCAGCAGCUAAAGUAGCACACGGUGGCUUCCUAUCUAACCAAUUCACGAUCACUAACGGAACACGUCAGGGCUGCCCCCUGUCCCCCCUCCUAUACAUCCUAUCGCUAGAACCAUUGGCCCAAAAAAUUCGCACAGACCCUUGCAUAAAAGGAAUCACAAUUCAAGAACAGGAAUAUAAAUUGGCACUAUUCGCCGACGAUAUCCUGAUAACGCUAGGGGACCCCCAGCAGUCUUUGCCUCCCCUCAUGGAAACCCUGAAAACAUUCGGCGACAUAUCGCAUUACCGCCUGAAUCAAGAUAAAACCCAGGCCCUUCCCGUCGGACUCACACUAGCCACCAAAACAAUACUGAAAGAUAACUACCCUUUUGACUGGAGGAAGACAUCACUAACAUACCUAGGCGUAAAAAUAGCACCAACAAUAGAAGAAAUCCUGAAACUAAAUUACCUCACGCUUCCCCAACAAUGCAAAAGAGACCUUCAAAAAUGGUCUCAGACGCAUAUCUCCUGGCUAGGAAAAAUUAACGCAUACAAGAUGAUGUUACUGCCCAAACUUCUCUACAUAUUUAGAAUGCUUCCCAUCCAAGCCCCACAAACACUCCUCAACUCCCUACAAAACAUCUGCAGCUCAUUCAUAUGGGGGAACAAGAAACCGCGCAUAUCCCGCACCUUACUCUACAAACAUCCUACAAAAGGAGGAGUAGGGCUACCCAACCUAAACCAGUACUACAAAGCCACGAUGCUGGCAUCGGGCAUACUGUUGCACUCAAAUCAAGGUAUCAUCCAAUGGGUAGACAUGGAAAAAGCCCAACUGGACAAAAACGUAAUGCUCGACUACCUAUGGACACCGAAAAAACAUAGACCAGUCAAACCAAACCUAUACCCCACCACAACACUGACCGUCCACAUUUGGUCUAAAUUCCUAGAUACAGUAGGGGCCAAAGAAAAAUUCCACCCCAACGCACCUCUAACCGCCUUAAGAGCCAUAUCACCAGACAUGCGUCUACAGACUUGGGUACAUGCAGGCAUUAGACAUAUUCACCAGAUAAUGCAAUCGCAAGAAAUAUUACCCUUCACAGACAUACAAACGAAAUGGGAAUUGCCAACAAACGCUAUUUUCACAUACUUACAACUAAAAGGGAUCAUCAACACACAUGUAAACAAGCAACAACAAUCCCCUGAACAGAGCCCCCUUCCAUCAAAGGCAGUAAUAGAAAGAUGCUGGAAAGGCCCUAUGAAGAAGAACAGUAUUUCCCUCUGUUAUAAGACAUGGGACAGUACCUUGCCCAACGCAGCACCACAUUGCAAAGCAAUGUGGGAAACAGAAUGCACUAUCCAACUCACAGAUGACGAAUGGAUUCAUGCAUUGAACGCCAUAUCUAAAUGGACUAAGUGCUACACCCAUAUAGAAGCACAUAGGAAAUUACUGUACAGAUGGCACUUAACUCCCUACACUCUCCAUAAAAUUUACCCCAAUACGUCUCCUCUCUGCUGGAGAUGCUCAGCGGAGAUAGGCACACAUACGCACAUAUGGUGGUCAUGUCCCAACAUACAACCCCUCUGGGUAGAAGUUCAAAACACUCUAAAUGCCCUUAAUGUCCCACACAGAGGACACCAGCCCGAACUAUUCCUACUUAUGCGUUUCCCCCCAUCAUUUAAAUAUGCACACAAACAACUGAGUGCAAUCACUAUCCUGACAGCUCGUAAUUUGAUAGCCUGCAACUGGAAAUCCACACUCUGUCCUACCAAAGCCACAUUAUGGGAUAAAAUACAGCAAUAUUACACGUACGAGCGCAUGACCGCUCCUGACGCAAAAACAACACAAAGAUUUCACACGACCUGAGCCUCCUGGGUAGCGUUAUACGACAACAAACAAUAAGAGCUGUGUGACGAACGGACAGACACCCCCAACCCGUGACAAUUCUCAGAUUAGAAACCUACGAUAAGCACAUAACUGUUGUAUAGGACGCUCAUUGAACGAGCACAUAAAGCACCACCGCAACUGUGUAGACUCCCCCAUGAAACUUGGAGCCGUACGGGAACCCUUGUACAUGUUCCUUGAUUACUUGUUACCGUGCUAUAUGUUAUACCUAUUGUUACCUUAUAUCCACAACCUUUUGUAUUCUUGUGAUACUACGUAUUACCCACUGUUCAAUUUUUGUAAACAAUGAAACAAAAACCCAAUAAAAACUAUAUUGGAAAAAAAAAAAAAGUAGUUAAGGUUGCCACCUAUCUUGGAAAAACAUACCGACCUUAAUAAUUUGCAUAAUUAUUUAUGUAUGGGUGACAUCACAUGAUGUAAAUCACAAGGAGUGACAUAAGAGAAAAUGCUGCAAAAUCACCAAAAAACUACUUACAGUUUGUUUCUGCGGUAUAGAUGGAUUGCUCCCAGUGUCUCCCUGUCUCCCAGUGUCUCAAGUCUCACACUGUCUCAGUGUCCCUACGUAUCAAUUUCCCCAUGACUCCUAGUGUCCCUAUGUUGUCCAGUGUCCCCUAGUCUCCCAGUGCCCCCUUGUCUCCGAGUGCCCUCAUGACUCAAUGUCCCCAUGUGUCAAUUACACCAGGUCUCACAAUGUCCCUAUGUAUCACAGUGUCUCAGUGCUCCAGGUCUCCCAGUGUCCCCUAGUCUCUCAGUAUCCCCUAGUGUCAUGUCCCCAGGUCUCCCAGUGACCCUAUAUAUCACAGUUUCCCUAUGUAUCACAAUGUCUCAAUGCCACAUGUCUCCUAGUGUCCUCUUGUGUCUCCAUGUCGCCCAGUGUCCCCCAAUAUUCCCGUGUUUCUCAGUGUCCCCUAGUGUCUGUUACCAUGUCUCCCAGUGUCUCCUAAUGUCUGUGUCCCCAUGUCUCCCAGGGUUCCCACAUCACUAGGAACACAGAGGCAUGGGGACACUGAGACAGGGGACAUUGGGAGACCUGGGGACACGGAGAGAAAUGUGGACAUUGAGACACUUGGGGCACUGACACAUGGGGACACAGACACUAGGGAGACUAGGGGACACUGGCUGGGACACAUAGGGACACUGGAAGACUAGGUGAUACUGGGGGACUAAGGGACACUUGAAGACAUAGGAACACCGAGACACCAGGGAUACUGGCUGGAUGACAUUGGGACAUUGAAACAUUUAGGGCACUAAGAGACAUGGGGACACUAGGAGACAUGAGGACACAGACACUAGGGACACUGAGACACUUGGGGAGACUGAGACACCAGGGAAACUGGGAGACAUGGGGACACUGAGACACUAUGGACACUGGGAGACUAGGGGACACUGAGACACAGGGACACUGUCUGUUAGACAUUGGGAAACUGGAAGACAUGAGGACAUUGUGUCCUUAGUGUCUCAGUUUCCCCAUGUCUCCCAGUGUCUCUGUUUUCCCACAUGUCUGUGUUAUAAUGUCUCCCAGUGUCCCUUAGUGUCUCAGUAUCCCCAUAUCUCCCAGUGUCCCCUAGUGUCUCAGUGUCCCCAUGUGUCCCCUAGUGUCUCAGUUUCCCCAUGUCUCUCUGCUGCCUUUCCCCCAUCCCACACUUCCCUGAGCUGUAGGCUGUCUCUGCAGGCUGGGAGUUGCUGUCUGGACUCUCUGUAGCCACUCCCCUGCAGAUCAGUGAGUAGAGAUAGGCAGGGUGGGAUAUGCUGGAACUUCUUAGCCCUGCCUCUUUACACACACAGCGACCCCUACUGGCCAGUGCUGGUAUUGCAUUGUAAUCUCUGUUUAUACUGAGAAAAAUACCAGCAUUUUUAUUGCCAGUAUUAUUGCAGUAUCGGCACCGACCAGGAAGUCUCAAAUUACUGGCUGUGUCAGUAAAAUACUAGCUAGGUGGAAACCCUAAGAUUAGAGUGUAUAAAAAAAAAACACUUAAAAAAUAUAAAUUAUUGGGCCUAUUUCCUGGGCAUGGGCCUGGAGCUGCAGCUCCAUCAGCCCCUAUGUUAAUACUGCCCUGCCUAAAACGUUUCAGAACAGCCCUGCCCUGGCCCACUCACAACCCUAAAAUUAAAUUGUUGCUCUUUGGUGAGGUAUGUAACAGGCAAUUUUAUUCACUAUCACAAAUAUGACAAAUUCCAUACACAUAAAGCACUUAAGCAAGCUGAAGUACAUUCUCUGUGUGGAGUGUUCUUUUAACAAAGCAGGAGACACAAAAUUCUAAACUGAAUACAAUGGGCAAUAAGGGAAGAAUGUAGACCUCUUUCAGGAAGUGUGUGGAGAGGCUGUGUGAGUUUCUGCCAGGGGAGGUGUGUCUAGCGCUACACAAAGUGAUUUAAUUCCUAAAUGCAAAAAAAUGAGCAGUGAGAUUGCAGGAGCAUGAUCUAUGUGUGUAAAACACUUAAUUAAGCUGAAGUUGCUUUGGCUGCUUAGAGUGUCCCUCUUAUAUAUUAAAAAUGCAUGCUUUUAAAACCACUCAUGCCUAUAAUCAUUUAUUCUAUAGUAAAAUAAUAUAAAAUUAUAUCUAUACACGGUGCUAGCAAAUGUAUAGACUGGGAUAAAAACCUAUUUAAAAAUAGGUCUUUCUCCCACCUGUUAGUCAAAUCACUAGCAUGGACUCUUUGCAGAAGAGAUAACUGACAAGAGAGAGCAGAAAAAAACCCAUACAGAUGGUUCUCCUGCUUUCUAUACAUCUUAUGCACAGAGCAUGCUGGUUAGGUAGUAUAAGAACAGAACUGACCUAUAAGUGUGUUAAUGCCAUAUCAAUAGGAAUCUGUUCAACCCUACCUUGGAGGGGUUGCAGGUUCAAAUCCUGACAGCAUUGGCUCAGCCCUUCAUCCUUCUGAGGUAGUUAAAAUGUGUACCAUUAAAUUGGGUAAUAGUAACCGCAGGAUGUACUUGAAAACCAGAGCAAUCUGAAUGUACGUUUCCUGGUUAAAUACUUUCUUAUUAUUAUGUAUCUCUGUGAUAGACAAUGUAUUUGGGGGGUGGAUGUUUGCCAAAAUUUCAAUGUGAAUGAAUUGUAUUUAUUCUAAUAUUUAUUUUAAAUCAACAGAGUGCAAAAGUAGCAUCACAUUUUUUAAUAAUCAUCCACAAGCUGUAGGGACUGACAGCUGCUUUACCACACUUUCUGUAGAAGCACCAAGAUACAACUGGAGAGAUUCAUCAGUAAGUUAAUAAAUAUUCUACAUGUCUUAUGGAGGAAUGUAUUAAUAAAGAGAAUACAAAUUGACAUAGUUAUUCACUAAAAUGUAUAUUGUCUAAGAUUUAAUGUGAAUUUCAAAUUUGAGGCAAAAAAAGCAAAGCUGAAACCAUCUAACCUGGAGAUUUCUCCAGUUUUAUCUAAAAUGUAAAUUUUACUUAGAAUUUAGUUUGAAUUCCAGAGAAUUUGAAAACACAUAUGAAGGGGGGGGAGGGGCCGGGCCGCCGGGCUGACUGGAAGUAGACCAUCAUGGCUCCGGGCCCGGGCUCCAAAGCCAGAUUAACAGCCAUAACAGCAUGGAUAAUAAACCUAGCUCCAAUUUGGAGCCAGUUAGCAGCCAACUGCAUGCAGGGAGCACCGAUACCGAUAUCCCAGCCUACUUACUACAAGUUUGGACAUGAGCGGCACAUGAGCGACAUCCACGCAGCUCUGCUCCAAGGAGAAAAUAAUGAUUCCCAUAAGAUAAAUACCUCUGUGGAGGGCCAUACUGGCUCGGGGUACGGCCUCCUUCUCCCCCCCGCGGUGGGGGUAAUCGCGGGCGCAUGGGGAAAGCACAGACCAGGACGGGAGCUCCCUGCUCUCCUGAACUGGCAAGGGCUGCCAGUACGCUGCCCGCUAGUUCACUGGAGUAAGGGGAUUUGCGCAUACCCUUUCUGGGGUAAAACUGAGGACUUUCCCUGAGACCAAUAUCGACUACUUAUGUCCCUGGAUGGCGGCAACAUGAGCACUGCUAUGCAAAGGAGCUGGACCCCUGGGGAUGGCUGGCCAGCAGAUGGAUCCCUCAGGAGACCGGCCCAUGGGGGAGUGUAGGCUCCAAUCUCUGGGUUCGGGGAUGCCCAGAGAGCAUUGUCCCUGGCACUGAGAGCCCUGUGAGACUGGACGAUGCAGACCUACCAGUGUACCGGUGGCCGUGGGUUUUGCGCACCUGUCGCAAGUGUGAGGCCAGAGCAAGGAGAGACUUACAGGAGCAUGCACUCUCGGAGACAUCAGAGGUGUUGGGGAGGUGCAGGGGACAGGGGGUCAGCGGACUCUAGUCGGGGGCGGGGACAAAGGACUGACCUAGCCUCCGAGUGCCUACAAUGCCAUGGAAUGUUCUGCAGUGGAAUCAGGACAGCCCAGGGGAGACAGAUGGGGUCUACCGACCUGGGGGGCCUAUGCGGUGGCGCUACAAAUAGCCCCUCCUUGCCAUAAACUUUGCACUGGGUAGAUAUGCUUUGCCCUGGGUAGACAUCCCUUGACAUUGCUUUCGCUGCAUCAUCCAUCCGAGGGUGACAUAGUAUCCUACUGUCAUUUAUUUUUUAUUUUUUAUUUUAUUGGCCUCACUUCCCAGAUGGUACCAACUGAAAUUGUCUAAAAUGAUUCAGGCUACCUGGUUCCACGCUGCAGUCAAGCCUCCUAUGGAUAUCUACUAUUAUUUAAAUUUUAUGAGCAUGUGCAUUUCAUGUUUCCUGCAUCCAUUAGCAUUAUGUUCAGGAUGCUUAAUAAUGUUUAACUACAGUACAAGAUACACAAGCUAAAUUGGAUAUAGUAUACUGCUUACCUAGACACCAUGCCACACUUGGCUCUUAGGCACCUGUUAUAAGUACAGUUCACACUAUUGCUUUCCACAGCAUUACUACAUGGCUAUAUUACGGCACUGUAUUAUCUUUUAAAACUUUACUUAAAAAAAACAAAAAAAAACCAGUUUGUGUUUUGGCUUCAUAUACUCGGUCUUAUUCUUCUUCAUGCUUUAAAGAGACACCAUACUUUUUCUUCUAUUUUAGGGUCUUUGGGGAAUGAUGGAGAUAAAAUCAGAGUCCAAUUUAUCACAGGUAACAGAACUGAACACAUUUUCCUUUUUGACAAAUAAAUGAGACUAUUGACCCAGACUAGCAAAAUCAGCAUGCCUAGAAAUUAAAGAUAGACUGUUAUGUGAAUUAAUUAUCCCAGUGGUUCCCAAACUUUAGGUUCAAGGUACCGUUAAUAUUUUAAUAUUUUUUCAAGGUGCCCUUAGUCUAGGUUGUAUAUAUGUACAGCGCAGCUGCAUAUAUUGGGCCCCUGUUCAUCAGAAAUGCUUACUGUGCAAGCGCAGAUCCAGAACCUAAUCUUGGGAAGGGCACUGGUAGAUUAUUUAAAGAAACAUAAUCCAGACACAGUAACCACUACAACACUUUGUAGUGGUUAUGGUGUCAAUAGUGCCCUCCCAGAGUAAGUAGCCAAACUGUUUAAGAACAGUUUGACAAUUUACCUGGGAUUUGCUGGGAUUGGGGCUGUAGUAGAGGAUAGAGGCAGUAGGGGUGCAAUAUGUGUAUGUGUGCAUAGGCCCUUAGGCGCCCUGUGCAAAAAAAUCUUCGCAUUCCUUUUAUAGUGUGUGUGUAUAGGAGUGUAGUGAUUGUAUAGGGGAUUUAUUAAAUUAAUAAUGAUUUAAAAACAAAGAUUAAUUCCUCCUUUCCUGUUGUUACCUAGUUGGGAGAGGGGCAUGCUUAUCUGAAUCUGGUCUACCCCUCCACUGGGUGCAGACCAUGUGUAACUGUCUCGCAAGCUCAGCGACUUGCAGUGUCCUGUGGUAAUCUGCAGCAGUGCUCUGAUUGGCCGGAGCUAGGAAGACAGCUACUUAUGGUCUGCAGCCAACAGAAGUGCAUGCCAGAUGUGUCAGACUGCAGAGUCACAUGCACACAGUCCCACAGUCAGCUGCACACAGUUAUACAUAUACACUGUCAAAUACACAGGAUCAGGCAGAAACACACAGGUACAGGCAGUUACACACAUAAACACUUACAGUCAGAUAAAUACACUCACACAGUUACAGGCAGACAGUAACACAUAGUUACAUACAGUCACACACACAGGUACAGGCAGACAGUCACACGCACACACAAUUACAAUCAGACAGUAACACACACACACACAACGUUACAGGCAGACAGUCACACACACAAUUACAGGAAGUCAAUGACAAACACAUACAGAUAUAGACAGUCACAUACAUACAGCCACACAUACAGGCUCACACACACAUACACACAGUUACAUGCAGACAGUCACAGACACACAAAGGCAGUCACACACACAGGCAGUCACACACCCCCACACAUACACACAGUAACAAACACAGAGGCAAACAGUAACACACAGUAACACACACAGGCAGACAGUCUCACACACACACACACAGAGUCACACACACACACACACAGGCAGACAGCCACAAACACAGGCAGACAGUCAAACACACACACAGGAAGACAGCCACAAACACAGGCAGACAGUCACGCACACACACAGCCACACAUACAGACAGUCACACACACACACACACACACAGGCAGACAGUCACACACACACACACACAUGCAGACAGCCACACACACACACACACACAGGCAGAUAGCCCCCCCCCCCACACACACACACAGGCACACAGGCAGACAGCCACACACACAGAGGCAGACAAUUGCACAUACUCACACACACUCACAAACAAACAGUCAUACAUGGUUACCUCUGUCCUUUAUGGUCUGGGAGGAGUGAAGGCAGUGCAGCUCCUGGGGUCUGGUUGCUGCGGAAGCAGGGACUGCUUUCUGCUUCCCAUGCAACCGACACUUGCAGCCCCGCCCCAUCAUUUUAGUCCCUCCUUUGCCGCAAGUUUAGUCCCACCCCUACCGCAAUGCUGGAAAAAAAAAUUUAAUCACAGGUGGAGAAUAAUGAAAUCCUCCACCCAGGUAGCCGGCCAUGUGCGAGCUGCGUAGCUGCACUGCUCGCACACCCCUAAGGCUGUGUGUGUGUGAGGGGUGCAGUGUGUGAGGGGUGCAGUGUGUGUGAAGGUUGCAGUGAGUGUACGGAGGUGCAUUGUGCUUGUGAAGGAUGUAGUGUGUGUGUGUGAAGGAUGUAGUGUGUGUGUGAGAGUGGUGCAGUGUUUGUGGGGGGACAUAUUGUAUGAGGGGUACAGCAUUAAUGAAAACAGGUAAGGAAAUCCCUUUAUAUUUUCACUCUGCUAAGUAUUUAUUAUUUAUUAUUAGUUUAAUAACUUACAAAAUAAGUCAGGUCCUAAUUAUAGUACCCUAUGACAUGGUGGCUCCACCCAAUUUGGUCCAUCAUUUUCAAGAAAAUAUGUAAGAAUUUGAGACUUUAUUCUAGACCCUAACUUGAAAUUAGCACUCCAAUAUUAGGAAAACAAACCUAUAUUUGUAAUGUAGAGGUACACCUGUCAAUAUAGAUUGAUGGGCCUCUCUUUGAUACUUAAAUAAAGCCUCUUUUGUUACCUUAUAUCCCCUGCCAUGCCUAGAUCCUGGUCAGAUGAAAAAAACAUUAAAGCUGCUGCCUCUGCCCCUGAUCUGCCUGCUUGGCUGACAUCAUCAGAAGUGAUUCUCCAAGCCAAUCACAAUGCUUUCUCAUAGGAUUGGACUGUCAAGGAGGCAAAACAGGGGCAGAGCCAGCAGAUUCCAAACACAGCAUCUACUCAUAGAGAUGCAUUGAAUCAAUGCAUCUCUAUAAGAAAAGUUCAGUGUCUCCAUGCAGAGGGUGGAGACAGUGAAUGUCAAUGUAAUUCCCCAGGAAGCACCUCUUAUAGUAGCUUUAUCAAACAAUAUGCUUUUAACUAGAAUUCAUCUAUAAUGUCUCUUGUUCUUUGUAGAUAAACACCCCAAAUAUAUAUGGAGAUUGUAUAUAUCAGAGCAACCAGACUACUCAAGACGAACAUGUCAUGUGCAUUGCGCACACAAAGAAAGUCUCACACAAAAACGGUAAGUGAAAAAGAGAAACAUUGUGACACAUAAGAUUUAAAAAACAAAACACAACUCAUUAACAAAGAGAGAAAUAGGUCACAUUUUUAGUACAAGGGACUAAAUAGAUUGUAUUUUUAAAAUCCAAAAUAACAAUGGAUAAUAAUAUUUUCCUCAGUAAUGAUUAUGCAAGAUAAUAGGUCGCUAAACCAGGAGAAGCACUAUGUCUUAAAAGAACUUGCAAAGGCUGCAGUUCUUAGCAAGCACUCUUCUUUUUUCCCGGAAUAAACUUUCUGUCUAUUCAUAGGGAAAUAACCAAUCAGAGGCUUCUCAUCGAGAAGCCUCUGACAUGGUGCCCACGUGCACGGACGUGUUGGCUCUUGCACGGGUGCGCACGUCUGCUGUUGAGCAGCUGGUCUGACGUCUGUCAAGUAGCGCGUGACUGCCAUUUCCGUUAGCUAACAGAAGUAGGAAGGAAUCUUCCUUGGCCCUUUCACUGGCAAGGGGAGUUUCCUAGUUAAUUUAUAAAAGUUCUGAUUUCAGAAAUCAGCACUUUUAUAAACUGGGGUUAAACUAGGGCACUCCUCACCCAUAAAGCACUUCAUCUUGCCGAAGUGCCAUUGGGAUGUGGAAUGGUCAUUUAAUGAUAUAUAUAUAGUUUAUGGGACCAAGUUCAUGAAUAAGUAAAGAAAAUGCAUGAAAGUGUAAGUUGGCCGUUUUUACUGUAUUGUGUUUCCCAAUGUCUCUCUGUACCAAUCAUAUCAUGGAGUAAAAGUAAUGGCAUUCUUUAGCUGUGAUUUUAGGGUAUAGUGUUUAAUUUGCGGUUCUGACUACAGAGUUCUGCAGUCUUUAUUGUUCCAGGGGAAAUGCUUAUGCGAGUGAUUCAGUAAGAUACCCAUCUUAUUUUUAUUUAUGAAUUAUUUAUUUAUUACUGGCAUUUAUUAAGCGGGAACAUAUUCCGCAGCGCUGAUCAAUAAGCUUGGACUAAUGCUGCAUACUUCUCUAAUAUAUCAUAUAAGAUAGCCGUGAACGGUCAUUAUAUGGUUUUUUUUAGCCCUGGCUAGGAUGCUACAAAUGCUGUGUUGGCAAUUCAUGACAUUUAAUUUUAAAAUUUCAUUUUUACAUUUAAAAUAAGCAAAAGAUGCAACUUAUACUUAAAGAUUGGGAGGCAAAAAAUAAAAUACAAAUUCUACAUUAUUCUGUAGAUGCCGGAGCGUACAUGUUUAUCAUAUAGCAAUGUCAAUCUGAAAACAGAAGUGGGCCUUUUGUACUUACCUUUGCUGUACUAUGCACCCCAGUUAGUGGUUCAUUAGAGUUUACAGGAAUGAGUCAACAAGGAACUAUCAAUAGAGCAAUGAUGCAAUUACUCACAAAAUUAAACACUAAUAUGUAUCAUUUUUUAUCAUCAGGACGGAAGAAGCUGCGACUUUUCGAAUAUCUUCUCGAAGCUCUGCAUAAUCCAGACAUGAUGAGCUGUAUUCAGUGGGUGGAUGAACCAAAUGGCGUUUUCCAGUUUGUUUCUAAAAACAAAGAGAAGCUGGCAGAAUUAUGGGGCAAAAAAAAAGGCAACCGUAAGAUCAUGACUUACCAAAAAAUGGCCCGGGCCCUUAGGAAUUAUGGCCGGACAGGAGAAAUAAUGAAAAUCAGACGAAAAUUGACUUACCAGUUUAGUGCAAUAGUUUUACAAAGACUAUCACAAGUUAACUUACAUGAAAAAGAUACCGUGCAUCGCCAAUAUUUCCAACAUGAAGUAGAGUUCUGGAACAGCCAUAAUAAUCACUGGGAUUCUAAUAAAUACUCAUGCACAUACAACAGUGCGUAUCCAUUCCAUCAACAGUUUAAUUAAACCCACUAUGGAAACUUUCAAGGAUUCAGUAUAUAUUAAUUGUAGAUUAUGCUAGCUUUAGUGUACCUAUAAUCUUAAUUUUAUUAAUGACAGGAGGCGAGUAUUUGCUUAAGUCUCUCUUUACUAGAACUCCACAGCAGCACAGAAAAACAACCAAUCAGAAAAACGUUAGAUACUAUAAAACUCCCCUCCCCAUGCAUCAUUUCCUCUUUCAAGCUGCGACAAAACAGAACAAAAGGCAGAAAAUAUAAUGGGGAAGAAACGAAGUCCUAGAUAUAAUGAAUACAACAAUGCCCAUCCUCCGAGAAGAACUGCCAAACCAGAUAGCGUUGAUGGACUGUAAACUGAAACGAGAGAAAAAACAGAAUCGAACAGGUUGAUUAGCCAAUGAAAUGUACUCUGAACAAACAUGUAGGUACUCAAUGUAGCAACCAACAUUACCGUAACCUGCAUAGAUCCCAACCCGACUUAUGAAAAACAAACAUAAGAACAAGUGACAGGUAGCAGAGACAACAAGCAGAGUUGCAAGCAGACCUGAUGAACUCAAACUAUAAAAUUAAACAAGGGAGGGAUAAGAAUGGGCGGGAAAUACUCGCCUCCUGUCAUUAAUAAAAUUAAGAUUAUAGGUACACUAAAGCUAGCAUAAUCUACAAUUUUAUAAUAUGACAAGAGGCUUCAUAUUUGCUGUUUUAACGCUCAGCCAACAAAUCCAACUCUGUUUGUUUCACUGGUACCUAUUCCGUGAGAUAUUAGAGCAAUCCUAAAUGGACUUCCAACUGCAAGAAGUGACAGUAGACGGAUCGAUGAAGAUGCCAGCUGAGGAAGCAUACCAAAUACGGAAAAACACCAUCCGCUGAUAGAUCCAUUGUACGUGGGGUUGCGACCUGUUUCCCAGCAGCCGGCCCAUGAGCUGACAAGCUGACCUAUUAGCCAUUUUCCUGUAGGUUUAAAAUGCCGAAGGUCAUUUGCGGACUUAGGGCCGCGAGAAGAAACUGCCAGCAUGUCUCGACUCUUGAUGUGGAAGGUGGCUCCUCCUAUCAUGCCAGGGUCACCAGGCGAUGUGGCCUUGCAGGCAAAUCUCCAACCUCAAAGAAUGCGCCUAAGUCCACACCCAAUUCCGUAAUAGAACUGAGUAGGGUCUUUUUGUUCCCUCAUGACCUACCCAGUGAGUUGUCUCAUCUGAGAAUAAAUUUAUAAUGCAGGCAAGAGUGGUUCCAGUAUUCCAAAUGGACUGUGUAAUCUGCGGCUGGGGUAGAGAAAAGACUCUCAAAAGACUUCCAAUUAAGGUCCCAAACUGAACUUGUGUGGUGAAACGGUGGUCGACUAUUCUGGGGAUUGUGAAUCCCGGAAAUAUUCAAAACAAUGGGAACGUAAACCGGGGUUGAGAUUUCCAUCCAGAUGUAUCAUCGUCUAAGAGUGAUAAGAUGUCUGGAUCCAAUGGUGAUUGGGACCUGUAUAACAAAGAAGACCUGUAUAACAUAGAGGGGCGUCCCUCCUGCAUUCAAUUAGAUCUAACGACCGUGCUACCGAUUUCGUUAUAGAGGGCUGCCUGAUCAUGCAGGGUAUACAUGUUUGGACUGGAUCUCUUUAUUUCACCUACUAACAAAAAAUUUAGAUAAAGGGAAAUACGUACCUCGGAGAGAAGGUAAAUAGCAGAUUGGAAAAACAAGUCAAGUAAACCCAACUGAAAGGGUCAGCAGCUAAAAGGUUAGUUGCUGAAGGCAAGGAAACCGUGCUCCCAUGUUGGCAUCUGAGCAGUGGUCCCUGCUUGUGCGAGAUUCCCCUUGGAGAUGUGCCGCUGCCGGGCUGGUGUAAAUCGUGGUUGCGUGCCCGGGAAUCUUCAUAAAAGCUUUGCCACUCAGGGCAUGAGCUGUAGGGCCUUCAUCCUUCCAAUCAUAUUUAGGUGCACUUGGCAGCAGUGUUUGCCUGGACACCCACCUAUCUCCAUGUCAACAGUGGGUACUGAGUUUUCCUCAGUGAUAUUCCCCCAGGCCUGCAGCCAAAAGGGGGUUUGAGCACAGAUAGAUCAGGCCAACGAUGGGCACAGGUAGAGCAGGCGAGACAGAAGGGCACAGACAUAGUAGGCCAAUUAAAUGGGCACAGAACUAGCAGGCCAAUCAAUGGGGCACAGACAGAGCAGGCCAAUCAAGGGGGCACAGACAGAGCAGGCCAAGCAAAGGGGCACAGACAUAGCAGGCCAAUCCUGGGUUGCGUAUUAUGACUAUUGGGGACCCCUGAGUUUGGGCAGAGUCCCCUAAAUAUCUGUAAAUGCUCAGGGUAUCCUGUGACCUAGGACCCCUAGACAUCAACCCUUUUAGACAGCGUAAUACUGUGUGAAUAAACCUUAACCGGGACUGGCAGUCCUUAAAUGCCCAGCAGGCAAAAUAGUGGUAUUCCAGCUGUAUUGGGUAUAAUCUGAAGUUGUUCCUUGCUUAUAUAGUGUCCAUAAAAUCAAGAUACACUGAGCGAUACAUUCCUUACACUGUGAAUUGGUAUGCACAUGUACAUACAGAUCUGUUUGAGAUUCUUAUCUUGUUAUAGAUCAUCAUCAUCACACCACCUGAAGGGUAAUGUACCAAUGGUCUCUUUCAGGAGUAGGACUAAACAAUUGUCAACUCAAUGAAUCUCCCCAUAGAACCUGAUAAAAAUAGAAUAGUAUCAGCAUAGACUGGUCUCCCAUACCAGUUUGAGCCAGAGCCAGGUCUGCUUAGCUUUUAACAUAUGCCAUGGACAGUGAAUUCAUACCAGAGUAGUCUCAUCUGAGAUUCCAUAGCUGGACCAGAAUAUGUAUAUACUGUGAAGCACAUCAAUCCUAGAGCUAACUAGUCAACUGGCUCUGUAUACACCCUGUACAGAGCCUGUAUAACUGAGUUUCAUAUAUACCUGUAACCAGGGCCGGACUGGGAAAAAAAUUAGGCCCGGGCAUUUUUCAAUUAGAGCGGCCCCCCCAAGAAGGGGGCGGGGCCAGAGAGGGUGUGUUUUGUCAUCACUAAUGACAAGCACGCCCCCUCUCAAAGUGAGCAUGUUGGUUCAAUGCCCAGAGCCCUGCUGAAGAGCUCUGGCAUUAGAAAAAGGCCCUGAAUUUGUUCUGCGCAGCGCAAGCAAAUUUAAUAACAUGCUUGCGCUGUGUUUGCUUUUAAAUUGUCUCUGGUGUCUCCACAAGUGGGAUACCAGAGGACAAAAGGGCCAGGAAAGUGUAUGGUGCAUGUGUUUGGCGCCUGCUUGUGGGAUUGCCUGUAUGUAGAGUGUGGUGUGGUAUUGUGUAAAUAGGUGUAAUAUGUGUUGCUAGGGGCUGUAGAGAGUGCGUGUAUAGGGGCAUAGUGUUAUAGGGGAUGUAGCGAGUGUGUGCAUACGGGCAGUAGUGUGUGUGUAGGGGUUGUAGAGAGGGUGUGUUUAGAGAAUGUUGUAUGUCUUUCCUUACAAGGAAUAUAGUGUGUGUGUGUGUAAGAGAUCUAGUGUGUAAAGGACCCAGAGUAUGUAUAGAAGAUUGUGUGUGUGUGUGUAUGUGUGUAGAGGAUUAAGAGUGCAUAUAGGGAAAGGGAUCUAGCGUGUAUCUGGAGCGUAAUGUGUGUAGUGGUGCAGUGUGAGGGGUGCUGUAGUGUGUGUGUGUGUGUGUAUAUAUAUAUAUAUUUUUGGACGUAUUGUAUGUGUGAGGUGCACAGUGUGUUUGUGUAAGAGGGGUGCUGUGUGUGAGGGUGUUUUUAUCUGCCGUCACAUUCUAGGUUUCUAAUUUUCUUUGUCUGUUAACUCACUGAGGGUUAUUUUAUAUAAUAUAAUAUAAUAUAUAUAUAUAUAUAUAUAUAUGUGUGUGUGUCUCUCUGGGUGUGCUGUGUGUGUCUGGGGGUGCUGUGUGUGUGUCUGGGGGUGCUGUGUGUGUAUGUUUGUGUGUCUGGGUGCUGUGUGUAUCUGUGGUGCUGUGUGUGUCUGGGGGUGCUGUGUGUGUGUCUGGGGGUGCUGUGUGUGAGGGGGCUGUGUGUGUAUCUUGGGGUGCUGUGUGUGUGUCUGGGGGUGCUGUGUGUGUCUGGGGGUGCUGUGUGUGUUUGGGGUGCUGUGUAUGUCUGGGGGUGCUGUGUGUGUCUUGGGGUGCUGUGUGUGUGUCUUGGGGUGCUGUGUGUGUCUGGGGUGCUGUGUGUAUCUGGGGUGCUGUGUGUGUGUCUGGGGGUGCUGUGUGUGUGUCUGGGGUGCUGUGUGUGUGAGGGGCUGUGUGUAUCUUGGGGUGCUGUGUGUGUGUUGAUGUGUGUGUGUCUGGGGUGCUGUGUGUAUGUCUGGGGUGCUGUGUGUGUCUGGGGUGCUGUGUGUGUCUGGGGGUGCUGUGUGUGUGUCUGGGGGGUGCUGUGUGAGGGGCUGUGUGUGUCUGGGGUGCUGUGUGUCUGGGGGUGCUGUGUGUGUCUGGGGUGCUGUGUGUGUCUGGGGUGCUGUGUGUAUGUCUGGGGGGGGCUGUGUGUGUCUGGGGGGGCUGUGUGUGUCUGGGGGGCUGUGUGUGUCUGGGGGGGCUGUUUGUGAGGGGGCUGUUAUGGAAUUUAUUUUAAAUAUAUAUAUAUAUUUUUAUGAAUAAUUUAAAAAAAGUUAUGUUUACCCCUCCCCCUCCCUUCUUACCUUUAUCUUGGGAGGGGGAGGGAGCCGUUCUGCCUGGGAGGGGAGCCUUGAAGGGACCAUGCUGCCUUCCCUGGUGGUCCAGUGGUGAGAGUGAACUCUAACCUGCAGGUUAGAGUUCACUCUCGCGAGAUCUGAGCGUUGCCACGGUAACCGCGGCAACGCUCAGAAUCUCGCGAGAGGACCCGGCGGAGCUGCUUGUUAGAGCUCCGCCGGGUCCUCUCUCCUGCCUCCCUCCCUCCCCAGCCGGCGGCCGCAUUUCCAUGCCUCUGGGCCGGUGAGGGAGAUCUUUGAUCUCCCCACCAGCCCAUGGAGACAUACAGCAGGGCCGGCGCUCGGGUAGCGCUGGCCCUGCACGGGCUGGCAGGGGAGAUCCUGUGAUCUCCCCUGCCGGCCUCGGCCCCACGACCAUCGCGGCCCACCGGGCAUUUGCCCGGUAUGCCCGAUGGCCAGUCCGGGCCUGCCUGUAACUCACAGUAAUCUGUGAUAUACACUGUCAGUAGAACUCACAGCAAUCUGCGAUAUACACUGUCAGCAAAACUCACAGCAAUCUGUGAUAUAAAAUGGGGGGGGAGAGGGGGUGCUGAAAUCAAAGGGAGAGCAAACUGAAUAGGUAUCUCCAGGAACCCCCAUGUCCCCAUGAAACCAUCGCAACGUAAAAGAAAAUAUCCCAAAGAAAACCAGGGGAAGCAAAGAAGAGCCAAAAGGCACAGAAAUCUUAAAAAAACUAAGCAUAAUUAAUAUAAAUCAUAAUAAAACCCAAAGCCACCAACUAUAAGCAGGAGGCAGUGGUACUCUGACCUGUACUGACUGCGGAGCAGCAAAGAAAGAGGAAAUGAUGUGUGGGGAGGGGAGUUUUAUAGUACCUAACUUUUUUUCUGAUUGGUUGUUUUCUGUGCUGCCGUGGAGUUCUAGUAAAGAGAGACUUAAGCAAAUACGAAGCCUCCUGUCAUGUUAUAAAAUUCCCUUUAAUGCAUCUACCAUCUCUUAUCGAUUUGGGUAUGAAAAAUCAAUCCAAGUGCACUUCUUUCUGUGAAAAAAAAUAAAAAAAUAAAAUUUAUAUAUAUAUAUGUAUAUGUAUAUAAAAACAUAAAUAUAUAUUUCAGUAAAAAAGUAAAGUUCUUUUUACUGUGCAUGAGACCAAUCUUGGCUUUUAAAUUGUGUCUAACAUUUGUAAAAAAAAAUAAAAAAUAAAGUGUAUUUGCUUAUUUUGACAUACAGAAACGUAUUUGUGUCCUAUUCAAUGAAGUGUUAUUUAUUUAUUUCCAAUUUAAAGUUUAUUGGAGUUUUAUAUACUGAUUAUACUUCCAGAUUGGUAAGGUUUUCUCCUUGACUUUUCAUUUCUGUCAUCUGGCUAUCUCUUUAAUCUGCCCCUCGCUUCUACUACAUCAAGCCACUUUUAGAUGAUACCCAUUUCGGCCUGGGUUUCCUUGAGGUCCUUCCACAACUUUCUUAAAUUCAGCAGAAGCCGUUUCAUGUCCCCUUUUUUGGAUGGAGAAGAGUCCUCAUCAGACUCGGACUCCUGGUAGGCAUCCUCAGAUCUGUUUGAGGCACUAGACUCCAUGUCCUCGUGGGAAUCUCCUGAGGCCUUAGCCUCAAUUUGCGCCGCAGGCACCAUCUUAGGUGGUAAAAGCUCCACAAGCCCUUCAAAUGAAAGCCUGAUGUCGGUCAUACCAGAGUCAUCCGGACAUUGGGACUUCGUGUGUUUUUGCCCCAUAACAUUAUCUGGGUGGGGAUGUUGACAGGCAGUUGGUAAGUAGUCGUAUCUCAUGGCAAAAUCAUAGAAAUAGCGGGUCCGUUUUGGAGCUCCAUUCAAGCAAGUCUGGUUCAGUUUACUGUUGGCUGCGCCCACCCCUGUUGUUUAUUUUUUUAAUAUUAGUUGGCAAGUAAACAUUUUUGCCAAAUAGAAAAAUGUAAAAUAGUAAAAUUAUUAAGUGCCACACAUUGAAAGAAGGAGUGGCAUAUUUAAUUUAUGUUUAUAUAUUUAUUAAUUCAGUAAUAUAAAAUGUUAGUUGGUAUGAAUGCAAUAUAAAAGGUACAGAUUAAAAGGAACACAUUUUCAAAAUGUAUGCCUAUCAUAAUUUAUACAGAUCUAGGCCAUCACAAUAGAUUAGCAUGUUUAAAGGACCACUAUAGUGCCAGGAAAACAUACUCGUUUUCCUGGCACCAUAGUGCCCUGAGGGUGCCCCCACCCUCAGGGUCCCCCUCCCGCCCGGCUCUGGAAAGGGGAAGGGGUUAAAACUUACCUUUUUCCAGUGCUGGGCGGGGAGCUCUCCUCUUCCGAUCCUCCUCCUCUCCGCCCAUUCGGCUGAAUGCGCACGCGUGGCAAGAGCUGCGCGCGCUUUCAGCCGGUCGCAUAGGAAAGCAUUUACAAUGCUUUCCUAUGGACGCUUGCAUGCUCUCACUGUGAUUUUCACAGUGAGAAUCACGCAAGCGCCUCUAGAGUCUUUGGGGGAAGGCUUAACCCAUUCAUAAACAUAGCAGUUUCUCUGAAACUGCUAUGUUUAUAAAAAAAUGGGUUAACCCUAGAAGGACCUGACACCCAGACCACUUCCUUAAGCUGAAGUGGUCCAGGUGCCUAGAGUGGUCCUUUAACUAUUUUUACAAUACAAGAUUUUAAAAGUGUGCUGUUCCUUUAAAAUACUAUACAGUGUAUAUAAAGUGCAACAAACUGCAAUUAUAAAGUGCUGAAAAAAGUGACAUAUAUUGUUUAAACAAAUUGUUAAAAUAUUGUGCAAUAAUUGAAAGUGCAAGUGCAAAAACUUACUUAGUAGUCCCCUAAAAUUGGAAAUUCAUAAUAUUCUCCCACAGGUAUGUGAUGGAGCAAAAUACAUAAAAAAAAUCAAGAGGAGAAAAUAUAUAGUGUAAUUCUGUAGCAUAUAUUACAGUAAAAUAAGUGAAUCUAAUAAACUCACAAGGAGAGAGCAGUAAAAGUCUGCUCUAACUUUAAUAGCUUGGAUCCUAAAAUCAGGACUGUAGUAUAGCAGGUAAACAGGACGGCAACUCGAUACGACAAAAUUCUUUAUUCCCAUAAAAUAAAAUGAAAGAUCACAUAUCAGUGAUACAGCUCUUUUCCCUGAUGUAGUCCAUACACUUUGGCUUCUUAGUCUUUCCAACUCAGGGCUGGCACUUGCGGUUUUCAGGCUAUUGGCACAGUGGGGUGUUCUUCCGGGAUCCUGAGCAUCGUACGACCAGGUAAUGACGUUGAACGUAUCAGAAUGUGAUGACGCGUUUUGCCUGGUCGGCUUCUUCAGAUCGCAUAGUUUGUCCGUCCUGUACUUUUUAAGUCCGCUAUAGUAGGCGUGAUACAUUAAAAGUCACUUUGUGAUUGGUCCUUCCUGGAAACCUUAAACCUGAAUAACUACAUGCCAUUAUGUAAAUGUUUAAAGUCCACAAGACUAUGGUAUAUCACCUGAACCCUGUUUUGCAGGAAAAUCACACAACAAUGGUAUAUCUUAGAGAGUAGACAGUACAUAAAAGAAACCCAGACAUUAUAUAAAAGAAAGACAGAAUAAUUAAAAAAAAAUACUAAUGCAAACAUAUAAUAAAAUGUAUAAAUAUAUAAAAGAAAUACCAACUCAAAAGGGAGAAAAAAAGGAGGGGCAUUAAUAUUAAUUAAUAUCGCUAAAUCUACAUUCCUAAUUGGUAUACACAGCAAUAUAUAAGAUCGUAUAAAAAUAGUGUAAAAAUAUAUAAAAAUAUUUUAGAAAAAAUUAUACAAAUCAAACUCUAUGUUAAGUCCCUUGGGUUCUAAAGUCUCCAAAUUAUGAACCCACUUCAUCUCCUCUUUCCCUAUAUUCUGGAUAUAAUUUCCUCCACGCCAAUAACUUUUAACCUCUUGUUUCCCUAAAAAGGUAAAAACACUAGGAUCUUUGUUGUGGUAUUUUUUUAAAUGUGAGGAGACGCUUUGUUGAUCAAAGGCCUUUCGAAUAUCCGGAGCACUGCCUAUAAUGUGAUUUUACAAGGGUAAUCUCUCAGGCCUACUUCUCUUGCUUUAUCCCAGGGCUAGAAGAAUUGUGCAAAAAAACAACAGAUCUGAAGACUCUGUCACUUGAAUCCCUAAAAAUCCACACAGGACACCCAGUUCCAAAUAGAGCUAACAUGUAAUGCUUUAUUUAAACAAGCCCAUUUGUUCAUUACACUUAGAUUGCUGUGACAACUUCAAUAAAAUACAAAUAACCAAAUCAUAGCAGACAACAUAUAGCAAGUUAUUAUAACACAAUGACAUAUUCAUAAGGGGGUUGGGAAGACACUAAUUAACCCUAAAUAUAUCUCUCCUGUCUGCAGAAUUAGCAAUAUGAAAAUCUAAUUUCUAAAUUAACAAACCUUGCUAUUCAGCUAGUGCAUAUAGCUGUUUCUACCAAGAGAGGGUGCUAUACAGGCUCCAUAUCCAAAUCCACCUAGUUGGUAGUAGGCAUCAGCAGGACAGGAGAGCACACAAACAAUUAACAAUAAGUACAUAAUACACAUACAUUACACACACCUUGCACCUACAGUGUGCACAGGGUGACUUAAACAAACAUAGGAGUCAUCCAGGUAUCUAACUGAAGUGUCCAUCUUAUGUUACCAGUGAUGGUGACUACCUCCAUCACAAUAAAUAUAAAAAAAAUAAAAAUUGUAAAAAAAAUAAAUAUAUAUAUAUAUAUAUAUAUAUAUACAAAUUAAAAUCAAUAUAAAGACCUGAGGGGGCUAAAGACUCCAAAUAAAUAACCCAUCACAUCCACACCCACGAAAUUACACCAUAGGAUGCUUACAUUACACCUAGAGUGGACGUUGCACUUAAUAUUUUUCUCCCCCCUCCUCCUGGGAUCCCCUUUGUUAAGGGUCGUACACUCUAGUUGAGCUACGUUUUCUUAUAUAUUGUUGCGCAUACACAAUGAGACUAUACCAUACCCACAUGUCUUACAAUGCAUCAUGCAGAGACACACACUACAGAUGCUCACUACUGCCAUAGACUCACUUUCUCAGUGCGCACCAUACACAAUAGUUUGUAUAGCUAUGGUGCAUUACAUGCGUUUUUGUUUGAAUCUGUAAUUUUUUUUCUUUCCCUCGAUACUCACGUAGAUGCACUGGAAUUUUAUGACUGUGAAAAAAUUAGAAUGGGCAUACACAACACAUACAGUUGUGCUCAAAAGUUUUCAUACCCUUGGGGAAUUGGUAAUAUAUGUACCAUUUAGAAUGCUUCUUUAGAAUGCUUCUUCUAUGGUUCCAAUGCCCUGGUUGGAACUUAUACAAUCGACCUUCCAUCGUUGUAUAUGGCUGGGUAAGAAACCAAGACUAGGUCUACAAGUCUUAUAAAAAAAAAGGGAGAAACCUAUAUUAAUGCACACAAUAAUUACACAAAAAAGGGAGAGUCCAAAGGAAGGUUGGUUUUCUUUGGAACAGGAUGUAGUAAAUAUAUAGAUAAAUAACUUAUAAUAAUAAUGAUAAUAAUAAUAAUAACUUAGGAAUCCACUCAAUAAAAAUAGGAUGACCUUGAGACCAGAUGGAAGCCUAGUGCUUUGUCAGAUUUUAUGCAGUUGGAAAGUGACUGGAAAGAAACUAGGUCUACAAAAUAAAAUUCUUUCAUCUUUACCUUUGGUAUUUACUACUUAUUUAACGGAAGAUUUAUAUCUUAAUAAAGUAUAUAUCUUGAUAAAGUCACUGAUUAACUUACAAACUGAAUACAGAUUGCAUCAAAAUGAAACUUUUAAAUAUUUGAGAGUAAAAGGCAUUCUUAAUAAACAUCUUGAUAGACGUAACACUGGAACACCCAGCCAGCUCAUGAAUAAUAUGAUUCGGCAGAAGGAUUACAAAAUACUGAUGACUGUCCCCGUUUGAUAAAGACACUAAGGAUAGAUUAUGCCCCAGUGACAAUUAAAAAAAUGGGGACAAAAUCUACAUUUUACAAUAAGAUUGGAAAUUAUUCUUUGAAACUAUUGGAUCGGGCUAUUCAAUGUUUAAAACUUAAGGAAUUACAAUUUAAGUUGAUGAGCAGGUGGCAUUUAGUUCCUGUUAGCAUCGCUAAAAUGUAUCUAAACAGCACUGAUAGAUGCUGGAGAUGCAAUCAAUCGAAGGGUAAUCAGAUGCACAUAUGGUGGAGUUGCUCUCUAGGCACCCAGAUCACUUCAGCUCAUUGAAGUGGUCUGGGUGCCAACUGCCAUCACCCUUUGUCACGACUGCUAGUGUGGUCCAGCAUGCAGAACUAUGUAAUAUCUACAUAGACAGAAUAGCAAAAGGACAGAACGUAAACCUGUCCUUAGAAUGGCAGAAUUAAUACAUUGAAAGACAGAGAAUGGUCAAGGGAAAGCCAAGGUCAAGGAAGCCAGAAAGACACGAGAACGAUAUGGAAAGCCAAGUCAAGGGAACCAGAAAUCAGAGUAGUCAAGGAUAGCCAAGGUCAAAAUACCGGGAAGGUCAAAUACAAGACAAGAAAUCGCACUCUCGGGAACCAAAAACUGAAACCACGACAGGGCAAUGAGCUAGGGAACUUCAGGGAUUUAAAUAUCCCUCCUUGUGCUGUGAUUGGUCAGAGCAUGACCUCUGACCCCAGAAUGUGAAAGGUUGUGACCCUCGGGGGGGGCUAUAAAUGGUCGCGACUGCGUCGUCUGUGCCAUUUUGCUUUGCAGCAGAGGGGACAGAGAUCCCAGUGGGACCGCUCCUGGCUUGUCGUCGAGUAGGUAAGCUCAGCCUAUCAGCGAGGUUGCACUGAUAGGGUGCGACCGCCAGUGGCGGAUCCAGAGCCUGAUCUCGGGAGGGGCACUUGUAGAUUAUUUAAGUGCCUUUUUUUUCAUUUAUUUAUUUUUUAUUUGUUUCCUUUUUUUUUUAUUGGACACAAAAGAACAAAAACACACAUAAAAGAAACAUUGACUAUACAAAACAUAUAGUUCUAUUUUAAACAAUCAAUAUAUAGAAUACUUCUCUCCUCCAGUAGGGCCUAACAUUCCAAAUAUUCCCUAUCCCAUUUUUAUUGGAAGGGGAUAACAUAUAAAGCAACAUUCAUAUCUGGCAGGACAGCUCCUAGAGAGGUUAAAUAUUUUCUCCUCUCAUCCUUGGGUUAUUUGUUUAUCAUGCUCACUUAGGGAUCGAUUUUAUCCAUAGAUCCCAUUUAUAAUUCCUUUUCUGAAUACAAUUUUGGUACUUCUCUCUUCCUAUUUCCAUAUUUUAACCUCAAUCCAUAGUGGUGACAUACAAGAUUUCCAUUUUCUGGCUAUUGUGAUAUUUGCUGCUAGCAAAGUAUGUACUACUAUGCCAUACUCUGCUUUGGGCAUUUUUGGAAAAUUUAAAAAUAGAAAGUAAGAUUCUGGUUUCAGUGGGAGUUUGAUCUUACUGAUUGCUUGGAUUUUGUCCGGCUCGGGGCCAGGUAGAUACGGUUACUGAGCUUAAAUUGCAUCUCUGUUAAAUUCAGGCAUCUUACUGAUUUACAGACUUUUUGAAAAGCUCCUGUUAAUUCUUUUUGAGUAAUUUUAACUUGUAUGUCCCUUUACCAUUUCUCUGCGGCCCUGAUUGAGCUUAUUUUUCCCCCAAUCUUAGCAGUUCUUUACAUCAAGCUAGCAUGCCUUUUGAUUCAAUCUUUCUUUGGAUUGUUUGGAUCUUUGUAAUUGUCUCUUUAGGUUCUAGGCAUAAAUGUUUCCUAAUAUUUCCUUUUAUUUGUAAAUAGUUAAAAAAAAUUCUCCUUUAAGUUCUUGUGUUUUUUCAGAAAUUUUAAUCAAAGUUUUAAUACGUUUAUCCACCAGUUAAUCACUUAUUGUCCUUAAGCCAUUUCUAUACCAUUUACUCAGAUUAAUGUAUUUUAUAUCAUUUGCUAAAUUUUCCAGGGGAGUAUUUAUUAGGACUUUGUUAUUUAACUUUAUUUUCUUCCUAAAUUUCUGCCAAUUAUUUAAAAUGUGCUCCAUAAUUAAACAUCUUCCAACUAUUGGCAUUUUUGAUACUUCCAUUGUCCAAAAUUCAUAAAAAAUGCAUGCAUCAACAUGCUUGCAUUAUGGUAUUCAUGUAUAUCUGGCAUAGAAAGUCCUCCUUGAGCAGGUUUCAGUUUAGGACCGUCUAGUUUUAUCCUCGUUUUUUUACUACGCCAGACAAAGUUCCUAAAUGCCGCCUGAACCAUAGAGAGAAAGCUACUGGGGACUAUGAGGUGUACCAUACGGAGAAGGUAUAACCAUACGGGGAGAACAUAUGAUCUUAAAAUAUUUAUUCUUCUCCAGAAUGAGAAUUCCAUCUUUCCCCAAUCUUUCAACUGUUUAGACGUUUGUUUAAGAAGAGGUAAGAAAUUUGCUUCUAUUAUUUUGUUUGGGUCAGAGCAUAUCGUUAUACCAAAGUAUUUCAUACUUGAUGACCAAUCAAAUUUGUAUUUCGUUUUUUAAGAGCUCUUUAUUUUGUACCAAAACAUUGUAACAUUGUACCGAAACACUGUAAUCCGGAACAUGUCCGGAUUAUACCUACUAAUCAAUUUGUUUUUGUGGCCAAUCUUAUAGUGUGGACGCAUGUGCAUCUUGCAAUUAUAUUAUAUUUCAUUUCUGCUGGACACUUGGGGUAUUAGGAGACUUUAUUCAACCUUGAGUGGAACACAUAGAUGUUCCACAAGAAAUAUGGAUUUCUAUCAAUUUCUGACAUCAUUUCACACAAUCUAGGUGAUAUAACUUCUUUUUUGUUUAAACUUAAAUUAUAUUUACAUUUUUAGUACUUAUGAUCAUGUUUGGACUCAUUUUUUAUUUUUCAUAUAUAUUGUGUAGAUAUGUGUUCAUUUCCUGUUUAUUGGUUUCCUUGUCAACCAUAGUCAUGUGAUUAUGGUUGUGACCAGUGGCAGAUCCAGAACCUAAUCUCAGGAGGGGCACUGGCACAUCAUUUAAAGAAACAAUCCAGACACAAUAACCACUGCAGCUCUCUGUAGUGGUUUUGGUGCUAGGAGUGCCGUGGCGCCCUCCCAGAGUAAGUAGUCAAAUCGUUUAAAAAACAGUUUGAUAACUUACCCGGGGUCUGCCGGGAUAGGGGCAGUAGUGUGUAUGUGUUUGAGGGGUGCAGUAUGUGUAUGGAGGGGCAGUGUGUGUGCACGGGGUGGGCAGUGCGUGUGUGAGAGGGGUGCAGUGUAUGUAUGGGGGAGCAAUGUGUAUAUUGGGAGCAGUGUGUUUGUGUGUAAAGGGUGCAGUGUGUGUAUUGGGAACAGUGUGUUUGUGUCUAAAGGGUGCAGUGUGUGUAUUGGGAACAGUGUGUAUGUGUGUGAGGGGUGCAGUGUGUGUAUAAGGGGGCAGUGUGUUUUUGUGUGAGUGAUGAAAUGUGUCUAUGAGGGGUUAGUGUGUGUGUAGUUACAUUGUGUGUAUUGGGGGCUGUGUGUGUAAGGGGGGCAGUGUGUGAAAGGGGGGCACUGAGUGUAUGGGGGCACUGUGUGUAACGGGGGGCUGUGUGUGUAAGGCGGGCAGUGUGUGUAAGGGGACAGUGUGUUUGUGUGUGGUGCAGUGUAUUUAAGGGGGGCUGUGUGUAAGGGGGAGCAGUGUGUUUGUGUUUGGUGCAGUGUGUGUAAGGGGGGCUGUGUGCUUGUGUGUGGUGCAGUGUGUGUAAGGGGGGCUGUGUGUGUAAGGGAGGCAGUGUGUUUGUGUGUGGUGCAGUUUGUAGGGUGUUAUAGUUUGUGUGAGGGGAUAGGGGGGCAGAUUAAAGAUAUUUUUUUAAAUGAUUAAAUAAUUACUAAAAUAUAGUUAAUGUCUCCCCUCCCUUCUUACCUUUGCUGAGGGAAGGGGAGACAUUGCUUUCUUCCAAACCCUGGUGGUCCCAGUGGUGAGAGUGAACUCUAGCCUGCAGCUCAGACUAGAGUUCACUCUCACAAGAACAGAGCGUUGCCAUGGUAACCGCAGCAACGCUCCGUGCUCGUGAGAGGAGAACCCGGCAGGUCCUCUCUCGCUCCACUGCCAGCCGUCCAGCAAUGUGCCUGUGUGGGCCAAGGAGGGAGAUCACUGAUCUCCCCUCCGGUCCGUGAAGGCAAACUGCAGGGCUGGCGCGAGGAUGGGCCGGCAGGGGGUAGCGUCGGCUUUACUAUUUUCUCGGGAGGGGGGAUGUGGAAUUCAGUACCGUGGAAUUCACUCUAAAUUGAACCACCUAGGGAAUGCUUUAUUCAAUUAAUCUAUUUUACUAUGAUGCACCUAUGUGUUAUCUGUUUAUAUUCUGCACUCCUUCUGCUCUGAGCCCUUUUUCCAGUAGAAUUAUUGAAAGACAGUGUUAUACUUUGUGCAUACCUGUUACCUAGCUUUGUUUCUUGCUUUGCAUUUUGUAUUUCUUUGCUAUUUUGUUUUUUUUUUUGCUAGAAAGACAGGCAUUUAAAGGACCACUUUAGGCACCCAGACCACUUCAGCUUAAUGAAGUGGUCUGGGUGCCAGGUCCCUCUAGGAUUAACCCUUUUUUUUAUAAACAUAGCAGUUUCAGAGAAACUGCUAUAUUUAUAAAUGGGUCAAUCCAGCCUCUAAAGCCUCUAGUGGCUGUCUCAUUGACAGCCGCUAGAGGCGUUUGCGUGCUUCUCACUGUGAAAAUCACAGUGAGAAGACGCCAGCGUCCAUAGGAAAGCAUUGUGAAUGCUUUCCUAUGAGACAGGCUGAAUGCGCGCACAGCUCCUGCCGCACAUGCGCAUUCAGCCGAAGAGGAGGAGAGGAGGAGGAGAGCUCCCCGCCCGGCGCUGGGAAAAAGGUAAGAUUUAACCCUUUCCUCACCAUCCAGCCCGGCGGGAGGGGGUCCCUGAGGGUGGGGGCACCGUCAGUGCACUAUAUUGCCAGGAAAACGAGUAUGUUUUCCUGGCAGUAUAGUGGUCCUUUAAUUCCAUUACAAAUCAUUAUUUCCACCACUAGAUGGCAGUACAAUACAAAGGCAACACAUUUCAUUCCACUAAACUAGUGAAGAUACAUGUUAUAUACAUUUGUAUAAUUCUUUUUUUAUUUGUGCUUUGGGUUUAUAGAUUUUAGAAGGCACCAUGCUUUUUGUCUAAUAUUUUUGCUGCUUUGUUUGAAGUGGAUCAUAUUGAAGAGAUCUGGCAAUCCCAUUUUUCAGUAAUCCGGGAGAGUACCUCCCCGCUGUUUAAUUAAUAGCUUGGAGUGUGCAAAUUAUGGAUGUAAUUAUGAGUGUGCAUAUGAAUGUUAUUGUGUGGAUUUGUAUGUGUAUGAAUGUGUGUAUUCAAGGAUGUGUGUCUGUAUACAUUGUGUGUUUGUCUAUAUCAGUCUGUGUAUGUAUUUGAAUGUGUGUGAAUAUGUAUGAGUUAUGUAUAUUAAUGUGUGUGUCUGUGUAUAUGUGUCCAUUAAUGUAUGUGUGUACUUCAUUCUUAGUACAUAUGAAUGUAUAUGAAUGUCAGUAUGUCCAUGCAAUUUCCGCAGACUG
Messenger RNA from Pelobates cultripes (western spadefoot toad), 30166 nucleotides. NCBI's taxonomy places the organism in Eukaryota, Metazoa, Chordata, Amphibia, Anura, Pelobatidae. The record is from the annotation of a GenBank genome assembly.